AUGAAGAUCUAUGUCGAUGACGACAACAAUGGACAGACAAUUUACAUAGCCAUUGAAAGUGAGCAUCGUGUCAGAAAGUGGGUUCAAGGGGCAUCACAGGGCACACAGGGUGUGCAAGUAGGAGGUGAAUGUUUCUACUGUACAGGUGUAUGGGUUGACAAAGAGAAAAAUGUCUACCUGUCAUCGGCCGGUAAACAUUGUGUAUUCAAAUGGUCACCUCAAACGAAUAUCACGAAGGUUGUCGCUGGCCGAGAAUACUACUCAGGGUCGACGAGCGACAAUCUCAAUUCUCCUGAAGAUAUUUAUGUUGAUGGCACCAAUGGUGCAGUGUACGUGGCUGAUUAUGCCAAUAAUCGCAUUCAAAAAUGGUUAGUAAAUGCGUCUAAUGGAACUACUGUAGCUGGACUCAGCAAUGGAAAUGAAGGCAGUGAUACUGAAUCGUUGUCGAGACCGACUGCUAUAUGGGUCGAUGAAGAAACUCAUGUUGUUUAUGUGGCUGAUUCAUCCAAUGAACGAAUUCAGCGUUGGUUAUAUAACGCAUCUAUGGGCGAUACUAUUGCUGGCGGAUCAGGUAUCGGCGAUACAUCUAAUCGAUUCGAUCAGCCAGUCGAUUUAGCAUUUGAUAAUAAUGGGAAUCUCUAUGUGUGUGAUCGCUUGAAUGAUCGUGUUCUCAUGUUUACAUUAACCCAUAAUCAGCCAUGUUUUCCAACAUCAACAGGCAGUUUAAGUUCUUUAUCUUUGGUCGUUCCUAUUGCAACAAUAUUCGCACUUUUAUUUCGCAUUUAA
This is a messenger RNA of Rotaria sp. Silwood1, 786 nucleotides long. NCBI's taxonomy places the organism in Eukaryota, Metazoa, Rotifera, Eurotatoria, Philodinida, Philodinidae. The record is from the annotation of a GenBank genome assembly.